UACAUUAUUGCCUAGAUCUAGAUCUACUCUCUAGAGAAAUAGAUCUAGUGUCGAUUUAUCUUUAUGCGAGUUUUUAAUUUUUUUAGUAAAACUAGUAUAUUUUCAAUUUUAAUAACCUAAUAUUGUUCAGAUAUAAUAUUUAGAUCAUAUUUUGAAAUAUUUGUAUUAAAAUAUUUAUUUGGUCAAAAUAAUUUUGCACACGGCGUAAUUCAACCAUCAACGGAAGUAGACCGGUCUUUCUUUUGAUUCACUACAUGGCCGCUUACUCUUGCUAAGGAUUAGAAAAAAACGAAAUUUCUAACAACGCUUGGAAACAAUCGAAGUUUAUAAGUUUCCACAAUGGCACAUUUUGUUUAUCCUACUGCCAACCCAAUGGCACAAGUGGCACCUGCUGCACAAGCCUAUCCUUCUGCCCAGAGUGCUUAUGUUGCAGCUCCUCAGGCUGCUUAUGCUGCAACAGCAGCUCCCCCAAGAGCUGGACAGACUUACGAAAGCUAUCCAGCUGCUGCAGCUUCUGCAGCUGUACAUCCUUCAACACAGUACGCAUAUUCAAGAGCACAGGUCGCUGUCACAAGUGCCUUUUCCUUGCAGCCAACUGUCACAUAUGAUCAGUCAAAGGCAUAUUAUCAACCAACAGCUGCGACAACAUAUACAGCUGCUGCUGAUCCACAAUUUCAAGCUGUUGGCCUUUCUUUAACAACAGCCAAGCCAGCUUUUAGCACUGGGGCAACUUUUGCCAGUGCUCAAAGACAAGCUGCAGUAGCGCCCAAGGCUCAAGCGAUUCCCGUCUCAUCCACUGGCACAAGUUAUGUCUAUUCUUCUACCACACCAACUGUCACUACAUAUUCCACAACUGGUUACACAACUACCACUGCUCCUCAAACCAGCAUAUCAAAUGAUUUAUCUUCUCUAGGCUAUGAUGCAGCUCUGUAUUCUGCUGCUAGCAACUAUUACAGCCAACAGCAACAAGGCAAAACUGGAACACCAUCAUGGAUGGUAAAAAAAACAGCUGCUGGUAAUCAGUUCAAACCAAAACCAAAAGGACCCCCUAAAGCUCCUCAGUUGCACUAUUGUGAUGUGUGCAAGAUCAGCUGUGCUGGGCCUCAGACUUAUCGUGAACAUUUAGAAGGUCAAAAGCACAAAAAAAAAGAAGCUGCAUUAAAAGCUAGUCAACCUUCAAGUAGACAGUCUCAUAAUCAGAUGAGGUGUGAACUUUGUGAUGUCACUUGCACUGGGCAAGACGCUUAUGCUGCACAUAUUCGUGGAGCUAAACACCAGAAGGUUGUGAAACUACAUACAAAGCUGGGGAAACCAAUCCCAUCAACUGACCCAGUUGUAUCUGCAGCAAAUAAAACUGCAGCUAAACCUGCUCCAGGAAAAGCUGUUGUUGUACAAUCAGCCACUGCAGCAAAAAAAGUUUUGGCUGCACCCAAAAUAAACUUUGUUGGUGGAACCCAGUUAAAGACAUUAGCUGGUAAAUCAGAAGAGGUGACUACAGCAGCACCAGUCACUACAGCCACAGCAGUAAGAAAUUCUGGUGAUGCUUCAACAUCAAUGUCUGAUGAUGAAGGAGAUGAUGGUGCUAAUUCUGCCUCUGAGAAGGAUGUGACUCCAGUUGGCCACGAGUACAUUGAGGAAAUAAAAAAUGACAUUGGUAAAACAGUUAGUUUCAAUUGCAAACUUUGUGACUGUAAAUUCAAUGACCCAAAUGCUAAAGAGAUGCAUUUGAAAGGCAGACGACAUCGAUUGCAAUACAAGAAAAAAGUUGAUCCAAACCUCCAAGUUGAAGUAAAACCAAGUAUCCGAGUAAGAAAAAUCCAAGAAGAUAAAAUGCGUAGACAGGCACAGAAAGAGGAGUUUUGGCGACGCAAAGAACAGCAGGAGCGUUUACGAGAAGAGAUGAGAAUGGAAGAUGAAAUAUAUUGGGGCCAUCGUCGUCUUGAAAUGAUGGGAGGUCCUAUUCCUCCUGAGUUUAUGGAUUGGCAGAGAUUUGGACCGAUGGGCCCUAUGAUGCGUGCUCCAUUUCCGAUACAUCCAAUGCUGAGAAGGCCAGAUUCUUCUGAUGAUAGACAUGUUAUGACUAAACAUCACAGCAUAUAUCCUACAGAAGAUGAAUUGCAGGCAGUUCAAAAUAUUGUUUCAGCUUGUGAAAAAGCUCUUAAGCUAGUCUCAGAUGUUUUAGCUGAAAAUGAUAACAAAGAUAAAAAAUCAGAAAAGGUUGAAGUCAAGAAAGCUUCAGUAAAAACAGAAACUGCUGAAGCUGAGAAAGAGAGUGAGAAGAAAGAUGAAUCUGCCACCAGCCGUGUACUAAAAGGUGUCAUGCGAGUUGGUGUUCUAGCUAAAGGAUUACUUCUGCAUGGAGAUCUAAAUGUCAAUCUUGUUGUUCUUUGUUCUGAGAAACCCACUCGGACAAUGCUAGAACAGGUUGCUGAUGCAUUACCGAAACAGCUAUCGGCUGUAACCACUGAACAGUAUGAAGUAAAACGGUGUGUUGAAGAAGCUGCUAUAAUUGUCAGCUGUGACGCAGAGCCUGCUACCAGUUGUACCAUCACUCUUACAUCUCCCAUCAUGAGAGAGGCAAAUCUACCAGAAGGAGAGACGGUUAACGUCAAAGACCCGCCUGAUGUCCUCGACAGGCAGAAAUGCCUAGAUGCUCUAGCUGCCCUUCGUCAUGCUAAGUGGUUUCAGGCUAGAGCAAAUGGUCUGCCAUCAUGUGUCAUCAUUAUCAGAAUUCUUAGAGAUCUUUGCCAGCGUGUACCAACAUGGUCACUACUCAAUGAAUGGGCCAUGGAACUUCUGGUUGAAAAAUGUGUCAGUACUGGAGGGGCUAACAUGGCACCUGGGGAUUCAUUAAGACGUGUAUUUGAAUGUAUUGCUUCUGGAAUAUUCUUGCCUGGUGGCCCCGGGUUGUAUGAUCCUUGUGAAAAAGAGGCAUAUGAUGUUACUGCUACAUUAACCAACCAACAGAGGGAGGAUAUUACUGCUUUAGCUCAGCAUGCUUUGAGGUUGAUAGCAUUCCGACAAAUCCAUAAAGUUUUGGGUAUGGAUGCUCUUCCAGCUCCCAGAUUUCCAACAAAGAGAUUUAGUAACAGAAAGAGAAGACACACAAGUAGUACUGGAGAUGAAGGUGCAGAGAAAAAAGACAGAAAAGAGAAAGAACCAGAGGCAGCUGCUCAGUAAACAGUGUUCAAUUGUUGGAUUAGCAUUAUCAAAGUAUUUUUCGGUUGAAGAUGUAUUGACUCGUUUCUCAUGUACAUAAUAUAGAACAGUUUAAACAUUUCUCAUUUUUGUACUUGUAUAUAUUAUUGUGUAUACCAUGUUUCACCCAAGUGUAAUGAUAAGCAUACACUUUUAGUUAGCUUAAUGAUUGUUGUGUUGCAGCAUUAGGCUAGAGAUAUUAGGUUUUUUUUUAAUAUUGAUAACUUGUAUGUUUCUUUUCUUACUAUGACUAAUGCCAGUAUGGUACCCAGGUGACUUGAGCACUUUGGUUCUAUUUCAUGGCUUAAAUGGUAUUGAUCAGGUAUUCAUUGAACCUGUAGGUUUCUAUUAGAAACCAGGGGGUGCCUGGUAAAUAGGAGGAGCCAUCGGUUGAAAACUUUGUUGUUGUUUAUAAUUCACGUAUUCCUGUCUGGUAUUAGAAGAAUAUGUGGAGAUGGACUGUCUUGCAUGUAAAUGUUUCAAAUGUUUGAGAUAUUUUUCAUUGGAAUGUCACAAGUUUUAUCAAAAAAUUUUACUUUUGAUGUUGUGUAUAUAAAAGUUGCAAACAGGA
Physella acuta is the source of this 3769-nucleotide messenger RNA. Its product is annotated as zinc finger RNA-binding protein. Gene Ontology annotation, molecular function: single-stranded RNA binding; zinc ion binding; double-stranded RNA binding. Gene Ontology annotation, cellular component: precatalytic spliceosome. The record is from RefSeq and is a predicted model, not a curated record. Lineage: Eukaryota; Metazoa; Mollusca; Gastropoda; Physidae.